Messenger RNA from Brienomyrus brachyistius, 8590 nucleotides. RefSeq names its product URB1 ribosome biogenesis homolog (gene urb1). Gene Ontology annotation, cellular component: nucleolus. Gene Ontology annotation, biological process: maturation of 5.8S rRNA from tricistronic rRNA transcript (SSU-rRNA, 5.8S rRNA, LSU-rRNA); maturation of LSU-rRNA from tricistronic rRNA transcript (SSU-rRNA, 5.8S rRNA, LSU-rRNA). The transcript has 39 exons. The record is from RefSeq and is a predicted model, not a curated record. Lineage: Eukaryota; Metazoa; Chordata; Actinopteri; Osteoglossiformes; Mormyridae. Bases 27 to 6932 code for a protein of 2301 amino acids.
UUCAAAACACGUGUGAGAGUUUAUGUAUGUUGGUAGACCUUGUGCCUCACCCUCCACUAAAUAUAAACGUAAUGGAGAAGAAACGUGCUAAAAAAGAUUCAGGAGAGUCGGAAACACAGCAAAAGAAAAUGAAAAUGAUGACACUGAAUGAUAAUGAUACUGAGUUUAAUGGGACUGUUUUUAAAUCCAUGCUGAAAGAUCCAACCAAGGCUUUGAAAGGUUUGGGAAAGUUUGUGUCAGUAGCGAAGAAACUGCCAAGUGCGGACCUCUACGAUGUUGUUGAGGGUUAUAUUAAGAUAUCCAUGGAGUGCGCUGAGAUUUUCAGUUUACUCGAGGGAGAAAAACAUCACGAGAGAGAAUUGUUGCUGAUCUUCCAGAGCUUAGAAGUGAUCUUACUGCGGACCGCAAGCGACCUUUCUCAUUUCAGCGUGGUGGGAAUCACGGUCGUGAAGAAAAUGGUCACCAACCACAUGAAGCUACUUCAGUCGUCACUUAAUUCUGAAAACCAUAGGUUCGUUCGCCAGUGUCUUGGCCUCCUGUCCUCUAUGGUGUCCCAGGGAUCUGACUUGACCAGAGAGGUUUUCAGCCACUUUCACUUUAACAAGAGCUUAUCUAAACUGGCCCGCAGACGCGAUAAGAAGGGACAACCCGAUGUUCGCAUGGCCUACAUACAGUUUGCUCUGUCUUUUCUGGUAUCAGGCGAUGGCUCCACCAUCGGAUAUGUUCUUGAGAUGCAAGAUUUUCUGACUGACAUUUUAAGCACUGGGCUGAAGGAAGACAGGAUCUCCAUUAUCAACCUAAUUUUAUCUACGCUACAGACCAGAGUCAUUUGGAAUAAAGCCAUCAGCAAAACACAGAAAGUCCGCUUCUUCAGUCCUGCUGUUCUGGCUCAGAUCGCAUCUCUCUACAAAUGGGAUGGGAUUGCAGAUGUAAGACUGGAGGACAGCAAGGUGGGUGAGAAUCCCGAAGAGGAUGGAAAGAUGGUGGUGCGAGAGCUGGUCCAUAAAUUCCUGAUCGACCUCUGCUGCUCUCGGAAACAUGGGAUCAGCUUCUAUGACGCCAGCUUGGGGACAGCAGGGAGGGUGGGGAAUGUGGUCCUUCUGCAGUUCCUGGUGGGACUGAAGCAGGCCACCGAGGAUGAGCUGGUGAGGGACUUAGUGGUCAGCAUUCUCAGGGACAACCCCGACCUGCUCUCGAGGUACUUCAAGGAAACCCAGUACUCUUAUACCCCUCGGCUCCGGAGCACCUGGCAGGAGAACGUCACUCUCCUAAAGAAGAUCUAUGAGGCCCAGCCAGAGGUGUCCCAGGCCUUCCGAACCCGUGAGUUUGUCCCGCUGCCCCGUCUGCUCGCCAUGGUGAUGGUCACGUCACUGCCGCCUGUCUGCAACAAGGCCUUCUUCACCCAGGCCCUUAAUAUGGCCAACACAGUGGUGAAGCACACGGCUCUCUCGCUGUUGUCCUUCAUCUUGAGGCGUGCCCAGAAGAACAUUGAGCACUGUCUUGACCGAGCUGUGUGGCAAAGAUCGGAACUGUACACGCCAGCCAUGAUGGAGGACUUUGUGCAGCAGUAUAGGGAGGCCUUGAGCAAGGUCUUACCGGAUGUCAACAGCAUCAUUUCUAACUGGCAGUCCUUGGCUAAGAAGGAGAAGGGUGAAGAUGUGGUGAAAAGCGGAAGUCAAGAUAAGAGUAAGGAAGAGCCAGCUCUGGAGCUUCUCAAACACGGCUUCGACGACCCGGAGGCCACGGUUCUGAAGGCACUCAUCCUGCGCGUCCUGUGCCUGUACCAGAAGGUGGUCCCCUUCCUCAUCAGCCAGAGCUCCUUUGACUUCAGCAAGCUCUUGAAAGGCAUCAUGUCAGAGAAGGAGGUCAAAGUUCCCCCGGUUCUGCAGCACCAGAUCCUCCAGCUGGCUCUGGACUUACCGGCCAACAAGUUCUCCUGGUUCCAAGUCCAGGAUGUUCCUGAUGCUGGAAAGGCCGCUGGUGAGAAAUCCGUGUUCUACCUGCUGCUCAAGAUGUUCGUAGACAGCAGCAUCGGUGCCUUAAAAGACUCCACCAGGUUGCUGAUCGUGAAGGUGUUGAGGGACAGUGGCAUGUUUGAGUAUACCUGGAGGGAGCUAGAGCUCUGGCUGGACCAUCUGGAUCGGCUGCCCAGGACGCAGCAGGAAGCCGUCGUCCGCUUCCUGGAGGCCGUUCUGGUGAGGCUCACCUCCAGCCCGUACAGCUACACGGACAAGGCGGCGAGCGUGGUUCAGGAUGCGGCCUCCCUGCAGGCCAGCCUGGGUGCCCAAGAAGGCGAUGCUGCCAGCAUCCCCAUCUCGCACAUCGACGACGCUUUGGACAUGAUGGACGUGAUGCUGGAGGGCCCUGAGGGUGAGGUGGAACAGCUGGGUCCGUCCCUCACUGAUGACCUCAUCCUGCAGACGUUCCCCUUCAGCGCGCUGGUGCCCGCUGCUCUGGAGACCAGGAACAGCCUCCCGCCUGCUUCUGCAGAGGAGAGAGGCGUGGUGUUGGCGUACCUGGCUGCCGUCCUCUCCGACGUGCUGCAUUGCCAGAGAGACCCCCUUCCACUCUGCCUGGCCCUGCAGCAGUACGACAAGCUGGUUUCUGGAAGCCCUCACCCUGCUGUGCUCGACUUCCACAGCUACUACAGUCGCUGGCUUCCUCCACAGGCUAAAGAAAAGCUGUUUAAGUCUGCGCCGGCCUCCCAUCCUGAUGAGUGGGGUCCCGACGGCACCUUCGUGGAGGCGAUGAAGAAGGCCUUCUGUGAUGGGCCCGAUGCCUGGCUGAGGAACUCUUUCGCCGACAGCCUGAAGGAGGCGCUCUUGAGUCUUGGGAUGGCCGAAUUCCCCGUGGCUGCCAAGCAAAUCCUGCUUUAUCUGAAAACCUCAGUGGAGACGUUUAGUGAGAAGUCCAAAGAUGCAGUGCUGGGCUGCCUACUGAAGGUGCUGGGGGCACUGGUGGAAAGACUUCAGGCCAUGGAGGCCACGGCGGACACUGCAGACACAGAGGCCACGGCGGACACUGCAGACACAGAGGCCACGGCGGACACUGCAGACACAGAGGCCACGGCGGACACUGCAGACACAGAGGCCACUGCGGACACUGCAGACACAGAGGCCACGCCGGACGCGGUGGCCAUGGACUCUGUGGGGGAGUCGGACCUGUUCCUGGAGACGGACGAGGCCGCAAGGCAGCGAGUCGACAAGAACCAGGUGCUGCUCUGCGUGCUGCAGUCUAUCUUGAAGCAUCCUACCCUUCAGUCCUGGUUCCUGGCUCUGGAGUUGGGUUCCUUGCCGGCUCACAGUCUGGACGCGGUCCGGGUGAAACUUGUUUGCAAACAGCUCACCAAGGGGGUUCUGGCUUUGCUGGUGCGCUGUGGCCCGACUCUCAGGGACCUGGGUUCUCUGGAGCUGAUGGCAGGCUACCUGGAAGCGGUCCGGGGGGCCCUGCUGAGGGAGCUGAACCGCAAGGCCAGGAAGUCGGUUCUGCAGGCCUCCUGGCCGCUGAAAGGGCUUCUGGCGCUUUACGGGUACAUGGAGGCGGCAGGCCUGAAGGAGGUGCUGUCCAGCCUGCUGCUCCUCCCCCCGGAGAGACUGUUGGCCAGUAAGGGUGAGGGGGCGGAGCUAAGUGCCUACGGGCAGGCCGCCGUGAGCAUCCUUUCUGAAGGAGCUGGUGACUGUGCUGCCCUCCUGUCGCAGGCCCACCUGCGUGCCCUGGCCUUUCUGCUGGCAUCCUCUCCCAGAGGCAGUGUUGCCGACCUCCUGCAGGGGGUGCUGUGCAGGGAGCCUCAGGCAGCGGCUCUGCUCCCGGGUGACCUGCUGCUACGCUGCCUGGACUGGGGCGACCCGGCGGGCCUUGCCAUCGGAACGGCCAUGCUCCGCGGCUGUGCUGCCCACCGGCUCCGAUUCGAGCUGUGGUGCCUGGAGCCCGCUAACCUGGAGCGGCUCUCGGGGGCCGUGGAGAGCUUCCUCCCCCUCCUCAACACGUACCUGACUGCUGCGAGCUCUGACGAGCCGACCAGACCCAAAGGAGUGCACACGGCUGUCCUCCAGUCCCUGAAGGCGGUCCUGCUUCCUGGCCUGGUUGAAUCUGUGCUCUCCAACGCAGCGUGUGACUCCCUGCCUGCCUGCACAGAGGCCCUCAGUAACCUCGUUAGACAGACCACGAAGGAGACAGAGCUUGCUGACCUCAUCCACCGCCUACCUGGCGUCCUGGAGCGGGCAGCCGGGUGCGAAAGGUGGAAGCUUGUGAGCUCCAUCAGCAACAUGCUGGCCGGCUCCCCGGAGCAGCUGGCCUCCUGGAGGAAGACCCUGCUCUCCUCUGCCCUCCAGUGGCUGAUCGCGACGUUUAGGAGCGCCAAAGAGCGAGAGGAGGAUGAAGAGGAGGCAGCCAUGCUGCUCAGAGUGCAAGAACUGCUGACUUCAGCAGAGCAGCUAAUUCUUCCUGACUGGAACAGUUUCAUCAAGGCUGGAUUGAAACACCGCUACAGGAGCUCAGCCUUCCUGGAGACCCUGAACAGCCUGCUGGGUCUGGUUUAUGGAGCCGACGAUGUCCCUGCUGACCUGCUCGCCUUACCCACCCUGCACAUGAUGAUCACCAGCCAUUCUCUCUUCCUGCCAUCGAUGCUGGAUGAGCAGCAUGCGCCCGGAGGAGGCUCUUCGGUGAAAGAGUUGCUGGUGUCACUCCUCCUCACCGUGGUGCAGAAGUGUCCCUCCGUCUGCCACAGCAGUCACUUCGUGGUCCUGCUCGGAGCUUACGGCGCAACCCUGAGUACUACAGAUCAGAGGAUUUUGCUGCUGCUGCGGCAGUAUGAGAAGAUCGGCGUGAGUCUGGCUCAGUCUCAGUUCCUCUUGUGGGGCCCCGCAGCUGUGGAGCACCACAAGGCCUGUAAGAGCCUGGGGCCGUCCCUGUGGCAGCAGCCCAGCGGGGAGGACCUCCUGGCCCUGCUGGAGCCAGACAGGAUGCUCAGCACUGUGGCACAUUACCCCCUGAACCGCCGCAUCAUUCCCUCAGAGGCCAAGGAGCUGAUUUACCGGGAGGAGGGUGCUGGCGACCUGGGGAGGCUCUAUGACCCCUGCUUUCUGCUGCCCCUCUUCAGCAUGCUGCUUAAGCCUGAGUCUGUGGUCAACUGCCACAAGUUUGUGUCCAGCCACGCCCUGGGUGUGACGGUAGCAGCGCUCAGCAGCUACGACGCCAAGGUCCGGGCUGCCGCCUACCAAGUGCUGGGCUCCUUCUACCACCACCUGGAGGCUGGGCGCUUCGCAGGGAAGAGGCAGCUGCUGUACCUGAUGGAUACCGUGAGGAAUGGCAUCCGGCAGGAGAACCUCCGAGUCCCCUUCCUGCUCACCACCUACGUGGACAAGGUGGCGCAGCAGAUGCUGAAACCUGAGGAGCACAUGUACCUGGUGAUCAACAGGUUCCUGCUUGCCCACCAAGACCUGGACUUGAAGAGGGUUCCGGCAUUCUUCAGGUUUUUCUACAGCUUUGACUUGGAGCACAAGGCAGAGCGCGAGUGGCUGCUCGUCGUGCUGCGCGAGGGCAUGAAGGACCGGUACUGCUAUGAGGUCUGCGAGCAGCAGGGCAUCUUCCAGGUGCUGCUGGGCUUCUGUGCCAAUCCGAUCUGCGACGAUGCCACCCGGGUUCUGAUCCUGGACGUGCUCCAGAAAGCCGCCCAUGUAACCAAAGCCGCCUAUGAGCUCAUCAAGAUUCACGGCCUUCUGACGUGGAUUCUGCAGCUGGUUGAGACAAGGUGCCUGGACGGCCGGCUGCUGUGUACAGCAGUUGACCUGGUCCACAGGCUCUGGUUCACCAACCUGGGGCAGAAGGAGAGCCCGGUACCUGAGGGCGGUCAGCCGGCCAAGUGCCUGCCCCUCCCGCUCAUCGGCGAGUUCCUGUGUGUCAUGCUGGCCCUAGUCAGACACCUACACGGCACUGUGAAGACCCCACAGCUGUUCCGCUUCCUCGAGGCACUGGCCUCCAUCUUCAGGCACCGUGGGAGGGCCCUCGGCGUCUGCCGUGCCGCUGGCUGGGUCACCGUGCACGAGCAGCCACUACCCUGCACUGCCGCCCUGGUGCUGCUGCACUGCUGGGCCUCGCUAUCCCGCAAUGCGCCGCUCCGUUCUGACCUGCAGGGGGUGCUGGAGCGCUGCAAGGUGAAGGAGCUGCUGGGAAUCGCGAAGGAAAGGGGGAGGAGUAAAGGUCACCUGCAGAGGGGUCGCCCCCGCGUGGAGCAAACUGCCGAGGAAGAGGAGGGAGAGGGGGCUGGGGUCGAGCAGGAGAGAGCCGCCCUUUCGGACUGCGACCCCCUGCUCAGGGACAUCUUCGUCCACGUGUCUGUGCUCCCCCCUGAGGACGGAGACCCCAACGCCGCCGUUCUCGCCGCUGAUGUGGCACGGCUGCUCCUCCGGUGGAUGCUGAGGUCGCUGGUGGCCGGGUCAGCGGACCCUGACGCCAUUUCACGCUUCCUGUGCUGGGUGCAGGCCUCCGUGCUCCAGUGCGAAUCAUCGGUAGCUGCGGCGCUCGCGGAGGAAGCGGUGAAGUGGGACUUCCUGAGGCUGUACCACCGGGCCUGUGAGCCGCCGCCCACUUCCCAGGACCCUGCCCGCCUGGAGACCCUCGGGCUGUUCACUGACGUCAUGGUACGACUGCUUCAGGUCCGGGGCGUUCCCGAAGGAGACCUGCAUCGCACCGUGCUCUCGGCAUGUCUGUCCACAGACGAAGAUGAUGCUUCCAGAAGAGAGGCUGGCCUCCUGCUGCUCUCGCUGUACGUGCGGGAGCUGUGGGCCGGCGCCGACCCACCGGGCCUCUUCCUGUGUCACGUGCAGCUGGUGGCUGGGCUGCAGCAGCAGGGGCUGAGGAGGCGCAGCGUGACUCAGGCUCCCGUCACAUCGCUGUGUCGCCGCAUCUCCUCAGCAGCGGCUUCUGGGCUGUGAUGGCGGCUCAGACGAUGUUUAUACCGUAUAAUGGAACUUCUUUUAAAUUCUCUAUCAAUUAUUAUUUUUUUAUCUUUCUUUGUCAUGUUUUGUUACCUAUUUUUGAGUUAUUUAAAGUGUAUUUGUAAAUUGUGUCAGUUGCUUGUGUAAAAUAUGCUCUUUUUAUAUAUUCUGAAUGAAUACAGACACCGAAGGUAAUACUCUGGAAUUUGUCUGGAAUCCAUUUUCCGGAACCUUCUGAAAUGACGUUUCUCAUUUUGCACGUGGUCAUUAUUAUACACUUCCCUUUAUCUAUAGCAUAGGGUGUUCUGAGUAAAUACUUUUCGCAAUCAAACAUUUUUAUUGAACAUGAAUCCUGCUUAUAAACAGCAAUUAGCAUUUUUGUAUCACAGUGGGAGACUCAUUCAGAUAAUGGUGCAGUUAAACUGGUCUUUCCAUCUUCUAGGAGCUGGAGUCGGAGACUCAUCUGAUAGCAAACGGCAGUUGGGGGUGGGUCAUGCAGACUGUUUUAUGCAUAGUUUAAGGUACAUCGCAGUGUAGCCCUGUGGAACGUCUGGGUUUCUGCUGUUUCACUGCAUUUUUGGGCAAAAGUUGCAAGGUUUUCACUAAUGGCACCGAUUUCAGAUUUCUGCACAUCAUAACUACUAAAAUACAAUACAUAAAUACUGCAGCCUGGUCACCGUUUACCUCAUUUCACAGAGAAUUAUCACAAUAUCACAGUCUGUGCACUUUUUUUUUUUUGGUUUCAAAAGUUUACAUUUUUGACUUGUCACUGUAGAUGAUAAAGACGGAAAGUCUUUCAACGCUUCCGCGUUACUUGGGACCGGCGUUAACAGUCAGACGCACAGCAGGAAGCCUCCCAACCCGCUAAGCCGCCUACCGCUGUCGGGUUUGAGACGAGCUGCGGGUGCUGCUGUGUUCCCUGGCGCAGAAUUAAAGGGCCUCGGAAAUCAGAGGCAGAGGUGAAGGAAAGAGGCAGAGCUGUUUUAAACGGCGCUCCGGUUGGUAAGCGGCCCCCGGAUCUUUGGCGGGCCGCUUACAUGGCACUUUUCCCAGCAUGCCUCAGCGCAGCGUAUGUGAAGGGCUCAGCGUCAUGCGCCUCCGGCAGAAUGUGUCCUCCGCGGGUGGAGUGGCGUGUCGGAACGACAUGCUCCGCCGCAGCGCCUGCCCCAGGCUGAUGGACGGCAGCCGGGCCCGCCAUCUGGGACCCUCUGGCUCUGACCUGCGCGCCUUAGCCGGGGGCAAGUUCUGCGAUGGUUUUUGAGCCACGGGGCAACUAGGUGGAAUGAAGUCUGGCACCGUCUUCAAGCCCGGGCUGUAGGUCUGGAAGACCGGGGGCACCGGGCAGGGUGGUGGACUGCUGUGCAUGAACCUGCACCAUGCGGCCUUGAUGCCCAGGGUCCUGAAGUGAGUCUUGGCGUUGGCAGGGAUGGGCUGCUGUUGGGGUCGGCCCUGAAGUGAAAUCCCAUUGGUCGGGGGAUACGUUUCCUGCCGCCUGAUUGGCCGAGGUGGGUCGAGACGCACAGGAUAGCUGUUCAGGUGUUCCAGAGCAGUCGAUAAAACUGUUCGGUGGACCAUGGUGACACAAAGACAAGAUGUCUUAUAUGCAGAAGACAUAGCAGCAAUACUGAACAUUUAAUAAAUUAUCUGAUAGUAUA